CCAAGGUGGUCUAAACGUUGUUCUACGCCUUUUCUAAUCGGUGAUUUUCGUUAGGCUACUACUCACUAGAGAGAUUCCCCUGCCUUCUUUUCUGACAGCGAUCCAGCAGCAGCUUCAUCUCCCUUUGGAUACCACUUCAAAGAUAACCAAAGGUAAAGAAGUUUCUGCUGUUAUAGAACUGAAACAAAUGGGUGAGGUUUUGGGGCUGCUAAAAGUGGUGGUUGUGCAAGGUAAAAGGUUGGUUAUCCGGGAUUUCAAGAGCAGUGAUCCUUAUGUUGUAGUCAAGCUCGGUGAUCAGGUGGCAAAAACUAAGGUUAUCAACAGUUGCCUCAAUCCAGUAUGGAAUGAAGAGCUUACUUUCUCCCUCAGCGAGCCUGUUGGAGUUCUAAAUUUGGAAGUAUUUGACAAAGACCGUUUCAAGGCUGAUGACAAGAUGGGACACGCUUAUCUAAACCUUCAGCCACUUGUCUCUGCUGCUAGAUUAAGCCAUGCUCUCCGAGUUUCUUCUGGUGAGAUGACAUUGAGGAAGGUUGUACCUAACACUGAUAAUUGUCUCGUUAGAGAGAGUUCUAUUAGUUCUGUAAACGGCGAAGUAGUUCAGAGUGUUUGGUUAAGGCUUCACACAGUCGAGUCUGGGGAGAUAGAGCUAAAGGUCAGGUUAAUUGAGUCAUGCGAUGGAUCUUCAAGAUAGUUGAGCUAUCUGCUGAUGACAUAGUGUUUUUGUGAGCUCAGGCUCGGCUUUCGUACUGGUCUAUAAGGUAGAUGGUUUGCAUGUGUCAAGUUUCCAGUGUAGAUUAGCUUAGGUAAUCAGGCAUAAAAUAGGUGAUCUGAAACUAAUGUGGUGGAAUGAAAACCCUGCUUAUUUAAUCCCUGUUUGUAAUUUUCAGGAUGGCAAUGACGGCCAACACUUGACCUAAAUAUAUGCAUUCUGAAUGUUAUUGUA
This is a messenger RNA of Hibiscus syriacus, 943 nucleotides long. RefSeq names its product protein C2-DOMAIN ABA-RELATED 11-like. The record is from RefSeq and is a predicted model, not a curated record. The transcript is spliced from 5 exons. NCBI's taxonomy places the organism in Eukaryota, Viridiplantae, Streptophyta, Magnoliopsida, Malvales, Malvaceae. The coding region runs from base 188 to 691 and encodes 167 amino acids.